CAGAAACAGAGACAUAUAAAGCUCAGGUAUCUCCUAGAUUUCUGCCAACAACACCUUUGCCAUGACAGGAUAUCUAUUUAUGCUGAUGAUGUUGAGUGUUAGUUGUGCGGAGACUCACCUGAGGGAGAAGAGGGCAUGGAUCAUCGACUCCUUCUCCAUUGUGGAGGAACAUCCUGGUCCGUAUCCAUAUGAACUGGGACAGAUUCACGUGGAGCGCAAGUACAGAGUGGCGUUUGAGCUUCACGGCAGUGGAGUGGACGAGGAGCCAAAGGGUCUUCUCUCCAUCAAUGAAGAGACCGGUAUUGUGAUGGUCCAUUACAAAAUUGACUACGAGCAGUAUAAAUUGCUGAAGCUGUCGUUUGUGGCGAGAAACACAUCAAAUCUGGCGACUGACACCAAACUCGGAGUCGAAAUUGUAGUGGUGGACAUAAACGACAAUGCACCUAUCUUUCAAAACACUCCCUAUGUGGCGUAUGUGAAAGAGUCAGCGACCCAAGGGUCUUAUGUGUUGACUGUGCUGGCACGGGAUGACGAUGAGGAUGGAACAGAAAAUGCAAGGUUUGACUAUAGGAUCACAGCAGUGACACCAAGCACGCCGAACGUGGAGUUUUUCAUCAGUGACCAUGGAGCAAUAUCGUUCAAAGGAUGCCUGAGUUAUGAAGAAGCACAGAAAUACCUGAUUACAAUUGAAGCAAAAGACCACGGGCAAAUCAGCCUGUCCAGCUCCACGACAGUUGUUGUGCAUGUUCAGGAUUCCAACAACCACCUGCCAGUAUUCAGCGGGCACUCUGGAACAGGCCAGGUGAAAGAAAGAGAAACAGGACUGUCUCCUAUCCGGAUCCAUGUCACUGACAAAGACUCCCAAGGUACUGCAGCAUGGAGAGUAAGAUACACCUUGCAUGGAAAAAUGAGUACGCUUUUCCACGUCGCCACAGACCCAGCCACCAACGAUGGCAUCCUGACAUUAAUUCAGCCCUUGGACUUUGAAGAUGGUGCAGAGAGGAUAAUUUCUGUCUCUGUAGAGAAUGAGGAAGCCUACUUCUCUUGCAAGGUCAAAGAGAAGACAAAGCAAGGACUUUGGACUGUAGUUACAACUAAAGAUGUGGAGACAAUGACAAGCACUAUCCAACAACAAUUCACCGUUACAGUGGAAGACGCCAAUGACCCGCCCGUGUUCAUAGUGUCGGUUAAGGACGCUGUGGUCACUGAAAAUGAAAGCCCUGGAAGAGUGAUCGAACAGUUUAGCGCAGUUGAUAAUGACGUCACCUUCACAAAUACUUUUGUGUACAAGAUAGGAGACGACCCAGCAGACUGGGUGAGAAUAGACCCACAAACUGGACAAAUUUUCUUGACUCAUACACCAGACAGAGAGUCUCAUCAUGUCGUUGACAAUGUCUACAAAGUCAUCGUCUUGGCAGUUGACAAUGGAAAUCCAUCCAUGACGGGUACAGCCACGCUUAGCGUCCAUGUGCAGGACCAGAAUGAUAAUUUGCCAACGCUGAAUGCUACCACCCUAGGCAUCUGUGCUACUGAUAGCACAACCGAAGCUGUGAUCUGGGCCCAUGACCUGGAUGGAGAUCCCUAUGGGGGGCCCUUCCUGUUUCAGCUACAGAACGACCACCAGGGAUGGAGCCUUGAGCCUGACUAUGGUAUGUCUGCGACUUUGAAAAAGGAGAGCAUGGUGUUCGCUGGGUAUUACACGCUCAUGCUGAAGAUCUCAGACAAGCAGGGCCAGUUCUCCAUGCAGAACAUCUCCAUCACAGUGUGUGACUGCUCCACGUCCACUAACUGCCUGCUGAGCAGAAAGGGGAGCUCCAUAACCGGAAAUGGGGCGAUUGGCACCGUAUUUCUGGCCUUGUUUCUACUCCUUGGUGCGCUCCUGCUGAUGGCUUUUGUAUCAUGUGGGGGAGAGAAAACAAUGAUUGACAUUGACGGUGGUGCAAGUGGUGACUCUUGGUUGCUAAAAUCCAACACUGAAAUGCCAGGAACUGAUUGCAUGGUCCCAACUGAAUCAACGUUAACUCAAAAAGUCAACAAUUCUCACGUAAAAACAAACAAUAUUAGUCAGAAAGUGAUCAAUACUGAGCACCAACUGGUCAACACUGAUGGUUUCACUCAGCAUUUCAAUAACAACCAACAGAUGUCAUACAAAUACAAGAGCUACUACGACAUCUAUGCUGACUCACAAAAAUAUAUGUAUGAGAAGCAUCAGGCAGAUUUCAAGAGUAUGGCGGCACUAACACAAGAGCAGCACUACAACUAUAACCAGCACAUCCAGGCCUCUCAUCAAAACAGUAGCUUUUAUCAACAACAAAAUAACCAUUACAAGGAAACAAUGACAACACAGCGACGAGAUGUGGGACAUGAUGAAUUUACCAUUGGGGACCAUCUUGAUGUGGAAACUUUACUCGAAGCGAGAUUGUCCUCCAUCAAGGCGCUAGAAGAGGAGCUGUGUGAUUACGAGCCACAUGAGUACGACGAUGAAGGCUCUGAGACACUGUGUGAGGAUCUGGAGCCCAUUCACAUGGAGGACCCUGCAUUUGAUCCCGAUGAGCUGCUUGACUUGGGCCCUGGCUUUUUCCCUCUGGCAUCAAUAAGCAACCCCGAACUCGAUACCCAUGUGUUUGCGGGCAUGUUUUAAUUUAAAGCGCCAAUUUUUGAUGGUGCUGUUGUACAGUAGCCUUUUUGUGCAGAUGGGACUGCCGGCAGGCCUGCACCUUUGUUGAAAACCCUGAACUACAGCAUAACAACAUUGCUAUGACAUUGCCAACAAUCUUAACUAACAGAUUAAGACAUGGUUACACCAUUUUGGUGACUAAGGCUAUUAUAACAUGGGCUCUGCUGCGCAAAGGGUUAAGGGCCUGUUGCUUCAUCAUGGGAUCCAGAGGGAUUCUCUUGUUAAACCCUUCUGUUUAGGUCACCGUGUAAAAAGACAGAUUAAAAAAAUGAAGGCAAAACCGCCAUGGUCAUGGGACAAAAAACUGGAACUGACUUGAAAAUAACCUCAGAGUGCCGCAGGGAAUGUCUUCCUCAAAUCCUUCAAAACGGCACAUGUUGUUGUUGUGGAUUAUCAAGUGCUAGGGUUGCUAACCCGUUUUAUACAGUAGCCUACUUCAAGUCCAUAGGUAUCCCGGAUACAAGUGAAGAAUCUUUUUUUCAUAGGGUGUUGGUGUCUGAGAAGCAACUACCAAUUGUGUGAUGUGGGCAUUGGUUUUGGUAUGGGAAACUGUUGUAUCUAAUUAAAUUCUGACGAAAGAUUUGAAUUCAAUGUUAUAUCUUUAUUUGCAAGGUAUGAGCAAC
Engraulis encrasicolus (European anchovy) is the source of this 3300-nucleotide messenger RNA. It is a transcript of the gene cdh27, whose product is annotated as cadherin 27. Gene Ontology annotation, biological process: homophilic cell-cell adhesion; cell morphogenesis; calcium-dependent cell-cell adhesion. Gene Ontology annotation, molecular function: calcium ion binding; cadherin binding. Bases 62 to 2641 code for a protein of 859 amino acids. Lineage: Eukaryota; Metazoa; Chordata; Actinopteri; Clupeiformes; Engraulidae. The transcript has 17 exons. The record is from RefSeq and is a predicted model, not a curated record. Gene Ontology annotation, cellular component: adherens junction; catenin complex; plasma membrane.